ACGCCAACAUUACUAUAGAAAACAGUUGUCGGAUUGCAGGGCGCAUACGAAGAUAGGCACCUUCUCUAUCCAACCAACGAAAGCCACGGAAGUGGUUGAAGGGUUUGUUCUGCAUUCCUCGGCGAAUCCGUGACGAAAAAGACCGACCCCUAUAGAAGUGCCGACUCGCGCCGGCUCGCACAAUUUCCAAGACAUUUUUCUUCUUCUCAUUCUUUCUACUACAGAACUCUUCCAUUUCGUACGAUUUGGGCGAAUUGAGAGAAGCCAUGAAUUCGGAUAAAGAGGGUUCGGUACGGGUCGCGGAGUCGCCUCAGUGUGAUAACGAGACGGCGCCGAUCGAUCCACCUCCGGAUGGUGGCCUUGGAUGGCUUCAAGUUUUUGUUGGACAUCUUGCCCUAUUCAACACCUUUGGUUGGUUCAACAGCUAUGGCAUCUUCCAGGACUACUACACGGAGGAACUACAGCUACCUCUAUCAGCCGUAUCUUGGACCGGGAGUGUGCAGGUGUUCCUGUUAGCCUUAAUUGGCAUGUUCUCGGGCCGCCUAUUCGACGCGGGUUACUUCCGGUCGCUAAUUGCGAUCGGCUCUGUGCUCCAGCUCUUGGCCAUCUUCAUGGCAUCCUUAGCCACAGAAUACUGGCAACUCCUCUUGGCGCAAGGGUUCUGCGGAGGGCUCGGAGCCGGCAUCUUGUACUGUCCAAUUAUCGCGAAUGUAGCCACUUAUUUUCGCCGAAAGCGUGCCCUAGCAAUUGGCAUAACCACAAGUGGUGCUGCGACGGGUGGCACCAUUUUUCCAAUCAUUGCUCAGCAGCUGCCAGGCAAAGUUGGAUUCCCAUGGACGAUGCGAGUCAUGGGGUUCGUCGUGAUGUUCAACGCCACCGUGAUGCUUCUCUUUGCUAGGACGAGGUUGUCACCUCGGUCUAGGGGCCCGCUUGUCGAAUGGGCCGCAUUCAGAGAACUGCCCUAUACUUUUUACACAGCAGGCGCGUUUUGUCUUCUGAUGGGUGUCUAUUUAACGUACAAUUAUAUAAACACAUAUGGCAGAAUAGUGAUAGGCAUGGAUGCAGAGACUUCUCUGAAUACGCUCUUCAUCGCCAACGCCGUCGGUGUCCCAGGCCGAAUCAUUCCAGCACUUGUUUCCGACGCCUAUUUCGGGCCGUUCCGGACAUUAGUGCCGCUCUGCGUCGGUUCGAGCGUUUUGUACUUUGGCUGGAUUGGUAUCCGGGACCAAAGCUCGCUGUACGUAUUCGCAGUUCUAUCCGGUCUAGUCAACGGCGGUGUUCAGGCCAUAUCAAUGGCGGGCCUGCCGUCCUUGACCAAGGAUCUGAGCAAGGUUGGUGUUCGCAGCGGCAUGAUUAUGACCAUUGGAUCCAUCGGAUGCUUAUCUGGCCCGCCGAUCGCUGGGGCGUUGGUAGAUGCUGCAGAUGGACGAUUCAUGUAUAUGCAAAUAUGGGCGGGUUGCAUAAUGUUAUUGAGCGCAUGCUUUGUGGCUGCUUCGUGGUUUGCCCGCACAAAGCAAGGUGGAUGAUGGAGCUUGCAUUAACACUUCAUUAAUGCCGAUCUCUAGUGUUCUAGACCACCAGCGUAUGAAAUAUGUUCAUUGAAUUGACCUUAUUCGUCAAG
Molecule: messenger RNA, 1621 nt
Organism: Annulohypoxylon maeteangense
Lineage: Eukaryota; Fungi; Ascomycota; Sordariomycetes; Xylariales; Hypoxylaceae
Product: MFS general substrate transporter
Exons: 3
Coding region: 267-1526 (419 amino acids)
Biological process (GO): transmembrane transport
Cellular component (GO): fungal-type vacuole membrane
Molecular function (GO): transmembrane transporter activity
Source: RefSeq, a predicted model, not a curated record